AUCCUGGUGGGAAGUAUGAGUGGCUCUCCUUUUUCCAGAUGGGGUGAUGCUUUCUGCAAGGAAGUUAUCAGCAGCCAAGUUGAAACCACCAGGACCUUGGCCAAAACCAUUGCUGAUGCUGACCAGCCACCCAAUGCUUGGGUCGUCGUCACCGGCGUAGGCUAUUACCGCCCUAGCCCCACAGCUGAGUAUACUGAGGAUAGCCCUGGAGGGAAUUUUGACUUCUUCUCACGCCUGGUGAGCUCCUGGGAAGCUGCAGCUGUCAUCCCUGAUGGUCAAACUCGUGGUGUUCUGGUGAGAUCUGGUGUAGUUCUGGGCCGAGGUGGUGGCGUAAUCUCUCAGAUGCUCUGGCCAUUCUGGCUAGGACUGGGAGGCCCCAUAGGGUCUGGGCACCAGCCAUUCCCGUGGAUCCACAUUCAGGACCUGGCUGGGAUCAUAUGUCAUGCCCUGGAGAAUGAGUGCCUGCAAGGGGUCUUUAAUGGUGUCUCCCCAUCUUCUCCUGCCACCUCCAACAGCACAUUCACUCAGGAGUUUGCUGCAGCCCUGGGACGCCCAGCCCUACUGCCAGUGCCUGCCUGGGCCGUGCGAGCUGUCUUUGGGGUCGAGCGGGCUAUUAUGUUGUUGGAGGGCCAGAAAGUGGUACCAAAGCGCACCCUGGAGAGCGGCUACCAUUUCAUCUUUCCUGACCUUUCUGCAGCUUUGAAGGACAUUGUGGCUUGAGCAUUCCUUGUUCAGGCUGUUUAGGGCCUUGUUUUUGUGGUUCCCUGGCUCAUAUACCUUCCCUUGGGUGAAAGAGGGUGUCUUUUCCUGUUCUGUCUUCUUUUGUGCAUCUCCAGUUUAGGAGACAUCCUUCCUAUUUCCAACUGCAAUCUCCACAUCACCUGCUUUUGGUGAAGGGCACGGACCUCUAAGGAUUGUGACCACUGAAUCUGCCAUCUCUUUUCCACAGCAUUUAUGUGAGCUGCUCACAGAGCACCUUGGGGGAAGGAUGUCUCUGCCCCCUGCAAAAGAGGUAUGGUAGCAGGGAAGAUUUUCAGGUGUUGUAAUUCUUCUCUAUGUUACUGGAAGUCCCUCUUCCUGUUUUUCCCAAUGUCUUUCACCAUGUGAUCACAAGAGAC
Anas platyrhynchos (mallard) is the source of this 1118-nucleotide messenger RNA. Lineage: Eukaryota; Metazoa; Chordata; Aves; Anseriformes; Anatidae. The record is from RefSeq and is a predicted model, not a curated record.